Anastrepha ludens (Mexican fruit fly) is the source of this 1040-nucleotide messenger RNA. RefSeq names its product CD63 antigen. The record is from RefSeq and is a predicted model, not a curated record. The coding region runs from base 178 to 924 and encodes 248 amino acids. Gene Ontology annotation, cellular component: membrane. NCBI's taxonomy places the organism in Eukaryota, Metazoa, Arthropoda, Insecta, Diptera, Tephritidae. The transcript has 5 exons.
UGUGUUUUAGAAUUUAUUACAGUUAAAACGAUUCUUACGCGCGGAACUACUUACUUGAAGUAGAAAAAUACAUUUACUUAUUUACAUAUACAUACAUACUUAUAUAUCAAGAAUUUCGCAAAAAACUUAAGUUUUCAUAUUUUCAAUAAACCCAAAGUUGCAGAGUAAACUACAAAAAUGUCACUAUUGACGGGUAGUGCGAAUACAAUCAAAUAUGUGCUCUUCUUAUUCAAUUUCGUAUUUCUGAUUACUGGCAUUAUAUUGAUCGCUGUCGGUGUAGGCGUGGCCGCUGUAUUCAAUGACUAUGACUCAGUGCUUUCCGCUCGAUUCUUCUCAGUUCCCAGCUUCCUUAUCGUAAUCGGCGUCUUCGUCAUUCUCAUCUCGAUCUUCGGCUGUUGGGGUGCACUCAAGGAGAACUACACGCUAGUUCUUAUAUUCUCCGGCUUGUUGGGAUUAAUUUUCAUUCUCGAAUUAGCUGCCGGUAUUUGUGGUUAUGUAUUGCGCUCAGAUGCUGAAAGUCUGAUUGAAGGCAGUUUGGAAGGCUCACUGAAGUUGUACAACAAAUCUGAUCCCACAAAUGCAUAUACAAUCACAUGGGAUUAUGUGCAACGGAAUUAUGACUGCUGCGGUGUAACUAACUUCACGAAUUGGAAUGUCACAUUUGGCAAUGAGUUGCCUCUGUCUUGUUGUAAUAUUCCCAAUGGUGUGGUCGGCGCAUUCAAUUGUACAAACAGCAAUGAGAAUACAUAUCGUCAUUCAGACGGUUGUUUGAGCAAAUUCUCCAAUUUCAUAGAGGCACAUGCAGUGAGCUUGGGCGCGUGCGGUAUUAUCCUCGCCAUCAUUCAGUUCUUCGGUGUACUCUUUGCCUGUUACAUUGCACGUGAGAUAAGAAUUCGUAAUGGCAUAACGGGUAUUUUUGGAUAAACCGGUCACCGGUAGAAACACUUAACAGCGCGUGCAAGCAUGUCACGUCUUUCAUAAUCUAAUUUUGUUUAUAAAUUUAUCACUUAAUAUAUGUAGCUUAUAUAUUUAUGUAAACU